Messenger RNA from Physcomitrium patens, 3698 nucleotides. RefSeq lists its product as uncharacterized. NCBI's taxonomy places the organism in Eukaryota, Viridiplantae, Streptophyta, Bryopsida, Funariales, Funariaceae. Gene Ontology annotation, molecular function: oxidoreductase activity; 3-dehydroquinate synthase activity. Gene Ontology annotation, biological process: aromatic amino acid biosynthetic process. The record is from RefSeq and is a predicted model, not a curated record.
CCAUUGCAUUUCAAAGCGGUGUUGCUGCGUAGAGCUGUUCCGUCGGAGGCUGUGGUCGCUGCAGUCGGGAGAGAGGGAGGAGCCGCUUCGAUCCAGACCCCGCACUGAAUUCCAAGCCAUUCAUAUAUACAUACUUCCACACUUGCGAGUGGUCGCAACGCAACGGUGCCAAUAGUUCUGUAGGAGCUUUGUGGCGACUCGUUGCUUGCUGGGGGACGGGUCUUCGUCCUAGCUUGUGGGUGGUGGGUUGCAUUGUCGCGGGAUCUCAGUGAAUCGGGAGCUUUUUUAAAGAUUUAUUUUUUGUUUUUGUUUUUGUUUUUUUUUUUGCGAUCGAUUGCAGCUGUUUAGACAGUAUUCGAAUCCCCCGUUUUUGGCACCAUCAGUGGAGGAGCUUAGCCUUGAAUCCGGGUAGUCGUAGCGUUGCUUUGACGAGGAAGCUAUUAGUAGUGUCGGAGCCCGGAUUGUUACCGUCGGUGGUGUUGCCUCGCGGACCCAAGGGUCAUCGUUGGCUUGGUUCUCUGGCCGGUGUGUGUGCAGGUGGGGUGUGACGGAAGUUGUGUGAGAGGUCGAGUUUGGAUGUUGAUACUGUGGGUUUAGCGUUUGAGGUUUUCGUAUUUUUGUUUGCUCCGUGACGCGGGAGGUCUAUAUCAGGGCUUGCAGCCAACAAGCAACUGGAGGUGAUCCAUUUUUUUACCAGAAGAGAACAAAAUUUUAGAAACACUAUCCCGUGUUAGUGAACUGAACUGUUCCAAAAUUUGAGAGAGGUCUUCAGUUGCGGAAGUGUUUGCGAAAGAAAAUGGUGAAAAACAUGUUACAGAAGCUUGGACCUCCUCGGCCGGUUGGUGAUCUCUCCUUGGGGGAGAGGAAAACGAAAGCUCAAGGAGAAUUCUCAGAGAGUCGCAAUGGUUUCAUGACAUCUAUCAAACCGGUGGUCAAUUAUUCAAAUAGUUCUGGACUAGGAUCGAGCAGUUCAGUGGAUUUUGAUUCGUCUUCAUCAGAUCAAGUUGAUUUAUGUUUCAAGCUGGGGGGUCUAGGUAGUGUAGACUUAGACCAUGCAGGCCGAAGUUCAACAUCAGGGUCAUCAGUGCGCAUCGUAGGAAGUCCAAUGGAUGCUCUACGGUUGAACAUGGUUUCACCGCUUCGGAACCUCAUUAGCCUUCUGAAGCCGCCACCUCCGCCAGAAUCUAGUCUGCACGGUGGUUCAUCGGGAACUCAAAGCUCACGAAGUUCAAGUGUAAGUGCCUCCGAGGUGGAGAAUCUCUGUAUGGGAUCUUUGAAACAUCUUACUCUCGGUUCAGUGGCAGAGAAAGUUCCACUAAGUAUUGGUGCGGAAAUUAGCAGCAGAAGCGUCACAAACAAUUUGCACGAAACUCGACAGGAAGGCCAGAGCUUGGUAGUGGUUGCGUUCGACGGAAACGUGAGAGAUAUUUCCCAUGCUGGUAUCGUCUGGGCUAUGGAUAACAUCCUCAACCGAGGCGAUAUUCUCGCCAUUGUGUCCGUUUUGGGGACUGUAAAGGGACCAUUAGGUUACAGAGUCAAGAUAGGCGACGAGAAAUGGUUGAAGGCAAAUCAUAAACUCGUGGAGGACGAAAUUAGCCAUAAGAUGAAGAUCUGGAAAGGUUUCCCAGGGUUGGAGUACAGAUGCGAAGAAGGAGGAGUCAAGCUCGCAGUGAUUGUGAAAGCAGCAAGCCGGCCAGAGGUUGCGAUUUGCAACGAAGUCGCAAAGUUAGGUGCGAAUCACGUGGUGCUUGACAAAAGCUUGAAGAACCGGCGCCGUGACUUCUACAUGCAAAACUUGAACUGUAAUGUGACAAGGAUGCGGCGGAGUGGGGGUGUAGAUGUGAUUCGACCUAGUUUGGACAUGGCUAUGGCACUUAACCUGGUCCGCAAAGUGGAAUCAUCAGGAGCAAAUCCACAUCCUCCGAGCUCAGUGACGCCAGCGGUUCACGCUCCAGCAUUGAGCUAUGGCGAUCAGAUUGACGAGUUUGAGAUCUCCUUGGGUGGUCGGAAAGUUAUUAAAGCAAUUCCGACCCAGAAGCCCUGUCCCCCUGCCGCGCUCUCUGUGGCAUCAUCAACAUCCUCACAUAGGCGUUCAAGCUCCGCGAGCGGUCCGUCUGUGCGACCCUCCACCACCUCGAUUUCCAACGACACCGAGCGUCAAGACGUAGACGACGACCUCUUCAGCAUCUUCCACGGAUCCACUCGCGAACCCGACACAGAUUUGUUCAGCUUUCGUGGAGCUGCAAGCCAGACUGAAGUCGACAUAGAUUUAUUCAGCAAUACCCAGCCAGGCUCAUCCGGUUAUGAGAGCGACGACCUAUUCAGCAUUGGAAACGCGUUGGCCAGACGCGCACCUUCAGCUCCAGGUGCCGUGGAUGCCAGACAACAAUCUGCCCGACGCUCCGUUCCAGAUAGCAUCAUCAAAAAUUCUCGACUGACCGCGGAAUCAACAUCUUCGAUAAGUGAAAUCGCAAAUGUUUCCGAGCCUUUGCAGCAAGCCACCAUUUCUAAAGUAACGUUUGUGCAAGGGUUAGGGGAAGCUGUGGAAAUAAACGUCCGCAAUGCACUUCGUCCGGGGGAAGGACUGUUGGUAGGUUCCUCACCAUCAGCUCUGUUCCUAAUGCACAAUGAGCAGCAAAGAAGUUCCAUAGCCACCGGUACGCCUGGUUCCUACAUAGCCAUGGAGGGCAGAAUGGCGAUGAAACUUGCCUUCCUGGAGUCGGAUCAACGCGUCCUUGCUGUCGAUACUCUCGGCCGCUGCAGAACGAUUCCUGUGGAGAAGGCACUCACGCAUCUGAAACCGCUGGUUCUAAUCGAAGCGGAAGCCGAAGAGGGAAGACGAGUCAGCGUGAUACUUCACCAGUCGGAUUCCGUGUGUUUGUCAAAAUCAGAAUCUGGAGAGCUGGUAUCUGUGAAGAGCCUGAAGAUCGGCGACAAUGUUCUGUUGCGAUUAAGAUCUGCGGAGCCAUCUCACGCCAUAUGGUCCUGAGAGCUAUAACGCAACCACUUCUCAUUACAUCUUCGCUGGAUCUUCACAUGGAAUUUGAUUCGUAGGAACCGUUUACCUGCGUCAUCACCCGAUCGGAGUUCCGCCCAGGAUUGCAGAAUUGCGCACCCGAGGUUGUAUUUAUAUGAAACAGAAACAUUUCACACCUCUACAAUGCCACUGUAAAUUUGCUGAAGAAACUACCAAGAAUUAGACCAACGAAUCCAUUUCACGCAUUUUUGGGCAUCCGACCGUGAGGAGCCUCUUGGUAGACUGAUUGCAGACUUCUAUUGAUGUACAAUUUAUGAAACAAAAAAAAAGCCCUUUGCUUUCUGAAGCAUUGCCUCGGAUUUAACGACACUGCAAGGGCACGAAGUUUGCUCAAGUUGGGUCCUCAGUGAAGCGUGUGAAUCUGAGGUUUUUGUCUAUAACUUUGCAUCUGGUGCGUCGUUCACAUGUUGGCAUGGGCUGUGUCGGUGAUGCUUGUCGGUGUCGGAAUCCUGCCCUCCACAUCCAUCCAUCCAUCUAUCUACCUAUCUAUGUAUCUAGAGCUGUAGGAUUCCAACGAUGGGAAGACGAUUCCAUGCUUCGGCUGUCUUCUUAGGUUCGAUUUGUAUACUUUUGUCUCACAUCAGCGUAUUCUGAUCACAAAGUCUGUUACAUGUGAAACUCAUAAAGAUAUUGAUUUUACUAUUUCUAAUCUGGUCUUAAA